Molecule: messenger RNA, 6024 nt
Organism: Ruditapes philippinarum (Manila clam)
Lineage: Eukaryota; Metazoa; Mollusca; Bivalvia; Venerida; Veneridae
Exons: 5
Coding region: 1-1602 (533 amino acids)
Source: RefSeq, a predicted model, not a curated record
AUGCUGCCUGAUCCUGCUCAGGUAGCUCAGUCAGUGGAGCUGCAGAAUGGUAAAAAGAUGGUCAUAGGUUACAUUCGUAUCUUCUUGUGGUAUGAAUUUAUUCUGUAUCUCUCUGCAAAUCACCGAAAGAGUGCUGUAGAGUUACUGGAGGAAUCUAAAGGGUCAUAUGUUAAAAGCACAAAAGUACUUAACCAUAAACAAGAGCUGAAACAUCCAGAAAACCUCUCUGUUGGAAACGGGGAAGUAUUGUCGUUACCAAUAACUGCUGGAAAACAUUCCCCAUCAGAUGAGGCUUCUGGUCUAUCCAAGGAUUGUAACAGACCAGGAGAACGUGACAGCAGCCGAUCUCCACCAGCAUUCCACAAAGACAAUCUCCAGCAAAUCUCCAUCGACUCCAGUUCUCCGUUAUCUGGGAGGAAAUUAUCUGUGAUAUCAUCUGUAUCCUCAUCCAUAUCUCAGUCUUCAAAAUCUCCAUCAGUAGGCAAAAAGUUGUCAGUGACAUCCCAAACUGACAUCAAACAGACCUCAACAUCUACUAGUUUAGUAACAGAGACGGAACAUUCUACUUCUCUAGGGAAAAAGUUGUCAGUCUCAUCAUCAUUUACAUCGUCAGUGUCUCAUUCAAGUUCUCACAGUCAUUCCAAAGAUGAGGUUGAUGGUUCAAGCUUCAAGACCCCAUUGACACCUCCUCCGGUACCCAGCCAUAAACCAACUGUGCCUCCAAAGCCUGGCUCUUCUAGCAAGCCUACAACACCACCUAAACCAGGACCAAAGCCCUUAAAUCACCAAACUCCAGAUAAGCCCAUACCUCCUCCUAGACCAGUUCGUAGAUUGGUCAAGAGCAAUAAUACAGAAAAUAAUAUAGAAACAUCAGUGGAAGCAAUGGCCUCUUCUGAUAAGAAGCCUACUCCUAAUGUGAAAAGCCAAGCAUCUGACAGUCCAGAUCAGAAGAGAUUCUCAUCAGUAUCAGCAAGUGCUUGUGAAACUUCCUCAAAAGACAAAAGUGAAAAAUCUGGGCCCUUAAGACACAGUAUUCAUUCCCAUACUGAAGGAUUUUUAAAACCUCUAUGUGUAAAUUCUCUAAGUACAUCUGUGGGAGUUCUUGUUGAGAGGCAUAGAUCACCAUUACCUAAACCCCGCAUUGAUAAACAAUUAAACGAAAUAGAAUUACCACCACGACGACAACUUCACAGGUCGCAGUCAGAUUUAAGUAACUGCCGACACUCUCGGACAAGUUCUGACUUUUCUGACUUGAGUUCUCGCCUUUCAAGGACUAGUACAGAAGUUGAAAGAUUUUUCAAUGAAAUGGGGAUCGAUAGAUCAGUUCUUGAACCUAUGAGGAGGUUGUCUGAAACUAAACAUAAAGAUCUUUUGGAUAGUUUUAGUUCUUUGGAUUCUUUAGAAGCACAUAGUCUUUCUAGUAGACUCUCCAAUGAUCUGGAAAGAAUGCCUAUGGAAAGUGAGCAGGAUCUAAGUGGUCGUGAUGCAGGGACAACGUCUGUUGUAGAGAGAAACGCUCGGAUAAUCAAGUGGCUGUGCAAUGUUAAAAAAGCUAGAAACGUGUUAGGGAAACCUGUCAAGAAAAAGUCAGAGGCGUCCUGAAAUUGGGAACAAUUUAAUUUGCAUAUUUUAUGUAUCUCAUACUGUCUAACAGACUGCUUGUUAGUGACUAUAUAUUUUGUUUGUAAAUACGAUGAUUUUUAUUCCUGUAUCUCUAAAAAGAAAGACAAGUAUAAUCAAUGUUUAUUUGAAAAUAUUUGUACACAUGAGUCACACAAUGAAUUAUUUAGGCACGUAUUGUAUACUUCACUCUUAUAUUAUAUCAUUGUGGUGGAUGCACUUUGGUUAAUUACAGAUUUCUUUGCAUCGUCAGACUGAAAAUUACAUUUGCGUGGGAUCUUUUACAAUGAACAGAUUUUAGACAGUAUUGGUUCUAUUGCAUGUUCAAAUAGCUUUCAGACUGAUUGUGUAACAUUGGGGAUGUGAUGUUUGUGAUGUCGAAGACUUGAUUUGAUUAGAAAUUAGCCCUGAUUUUUUGUGUACAUAUUUACAAUCAUCUGUGAUAAAAGCUUAAUGGUCUCCUAUAUUGUUAUGUGCUGCCUUAUCCUUAUCAUUUCAUGUGCAUUGUUAUAUGGAGACCUGUAAAAGUUUUAAAUGCUUUUAAAUAAUAUCCAUCUCUUUUAAGUUCCAUGUACUUAAAUCACGCUAAAAUGACAUUUGUAAAAGUCCCAGCAUGAAUUUCUAUAUAAAUUCUAUAUAUAUUGGGAUUGAGGCACAAAUAUAUCUAUAUAUGUUGAAUGAAAUUGAGACGCUAACAGAAUUUUAAAACUAGUCACGUGACUUGAACAAACUCUAAUAGUUACAAUAACAGAUAGUGUGGAUAUUGUAUGAUUGAAAUAAGUCUAAGCCAUUCAUUUGGCAUGUUUUUUAACGUUUCCAGAGUUCACUGCGACAACUAUUGUGAAAUCUUAACGCUCUAACCUGACCCACGAGGGUCAAGUUAGAAAACCACCAUUUGAUUCUUUAUAAGGAGAAAAGUUUUUGUUCCUGUGACUGCCUAGUGUAUUCAUUUUGAGGACAUUUAGAGAUUAAUGAAUGUAAAAUUUGAAACGAAGAAAUGAAAAUUUUGCCUGUGUAUCCCUUUAAAGCAGCAUGCCUCCUGGAGUUAACAGAAAAUUUGCCAUAACAAUGUACUAAUAUUUAAAAAAAUCUCUUCAAAUACAUAGAGCAGAUGAAAAGAAUUGAAAUAUUUCUUGAAAAAGUUCAUAUUUUGAUAUGUUUGCUUUGAAAAUAAACAGUCUGCUUUUCAGCCAUAGGGAUAUACCUUCUUAUAUUGUACUAUAGAAUUAUUUCAUUAUCUGUUUUGUUUCUAGUACCACAUAAUGGUAAAGAACUAUAUCUGGAUCCGUUAACCAGGAGGCAAGGGAUCCAGGAUUGUAUCAAACUUAGAGGGAAACAAAUAAACUGCUUUGGUUUUGUCAUUUAUUGUAAUUUGUGGCACUAAAAAGUUGUAAUUAAUUAUUUACAGUAUAUGGAUGUAAACUUAAUCUUAAUUAACAUACAUAUUAACUAACUUUAAAAUACUAUCACAGAACCAAGGCUUGAUAUCUAAUUCUUUGUUUUAACUAAUUAUCAGGUUCAUGUGGAUUAAAAAACUUAUGUUUUGUAUAUACAGUAUUUUAAGUCUUUAAAGAUAAGAUUUAUAUAAAAAUUAUCAAACAACAAGUUGUUGAGCAAUUCUGUACGUUAUUAUUAUAGAGUAAAAGGGUACAAAAUCUUUUGAUAAAGUUACUGUAUUUGAUAGUUUAAUUUACUGUUAUUUUUUACUCUUAAAUCAGCAUUAUACUGAGGAGACAAAUUUAUCUGAGAACUAUGUGUAAAUACUUGUACUUUGUUAAUAGAUCAUUCUCUUUAAUACCAUAGUGUUCAUAUAAUACUUAUUAUGUUUAUUUAGAAUAUUAUGUUAAACUCCUUGAAGGUGCAUACAACCAAACUAAUUCAAACUAUUGCUUUGUCCUCACUCUAUGCUGUUAGCUGUUCAAUAUUGCUGUUUGUUAAAAUGUUUGUUCUUUUGUAGAAAAUAUGGGGGCAUCAGUGUUCUGUGAACACAUUUUUGGUUUGUGUGGGAUUUUAUUUUACAGAAGGACCAGUCCAUUAAACAAUAUCAAAGAGAAUGUGUUUUAUGUAUGAUGUUGUAUAUUGAUUCAUAUCACAAAAACUUUUUCUAGCUUCAUUUGUGACCAUCAAGCUAUUCUGUUUAGAGACAUAAUAAGCUCACUGUUUGCCAUGAAGUGAUUGAUUGUUUGAAAUGUCAAAUAUUUAAGUCAGCAACAGUCUUGUUAAAAAUUCAGAAAUAUUUUGCAGAUUUUAUGUACUUGCCGUCCAUAACUUCUUUUUAUCACACAAAUGAAUUUUCUGUUCUAAUUUUAAUCAUUAAUUAUGUAUUGCCUUAUUUCUGUUUAUGAUAAUUUCAUAAUUUUCAUAUAAGGUCAGAAAUCCUGCUUUGAAUGUUGUACAACAAAUAUGUAGGAAAUAACUCAAUAAAAAAAUAAACUGUAUUUGCUACUGGAUAUCAGUUUUACGGUAUCAAUUUUUUACACUUUUGGCAAUAACUUAUAGUGAUGGAGCAAUAAUUAUACACAUCAUUUCCUCUUGGAAGGGGACCAAAUCAAUACACCAUAGACUGCUUAAUUUGUUUCACAUUUUUACUAUGUUUUGUUUCAGAGUUGAAGAAUUUCAUUAAUAACAAAAUCCAUUAUAGAAACAGUUUCUCAUUAUGAAAAAUAGAUACAUGUACUUUAUUUACCUUUGUAAUGUAUGGUUUGAAAAGUAAAGGAAAAUUGUGAUGAAAAUCAUAUUUAAGUUUUGUUUAUAGAAGAAUCAUUCUGAUAUGAUCAUAUGUCGAUAUCAGAUGCCAGUCUUUGUGUACAUUCAGAAUGAAAAUGAUGAUGAAAAUUGUAUUAAGUUUAAUUCAUAGAAUUGUUAAAAUGCCAGCCAAUAUGUAUAAGUAAUGAAUGAAUUCAGCUUUUUAUGUUUUAAAAUUUAAAUUUUUUUCUUUGGAUGGUCUAGAACUAGGGAAAGUGUUUAUCUUAAUUUCUUGUUAACACCCAAUUUUAACGAUCCAUCUUUAACCAGCAUUUUUAUUGGCUGAUAUAUGUUUUGAUUAUUCUGGCAUAACAGAUUAAGGAUUAUCUUUUACUUGUACUUAAGAUAAAAAAAAAUUAUAAGCAGGAAUUGGCAUCACUUUAAAUACUUUUAUAGAAACUCUUACAAUCAACAUUCAGGUAGCUGUAAAUGUUUGAAUUGUUUAGUCUACAACUUGCAAUAUUGUUCAUGAAUUUAAGAUGAUUCCUAAAAAAAUGGUUGGUUGAAAGUAGUGCAAAGCCAAUACAGUUUGAUUUUACUUCAUAUAUAUGCUGAAUACAAUGUUUGUUGAUUUUUACUUUUUUUUAUCAAUCACUGUUUUUAACUGCAAUUUACAUUGUGUAAUUUGGGUUAAGCCUACAAGUAUGUGAUAAUUUUUAUGGUAUACACAAAUCUGUGAUUCUUCAGCAAAAUAAAAUGCCUUUCCGUUCUGUAAGCAUUUAGUCUGUAUGUAUGCAAAUUAUCUUUAAUUAUAGAAUAAGUGCUCCUCUUUCAAAACGGCUUUGCUUCUUUUCUUUUGGCAUGUGAUAUCAAGUUGACAAUAUGAAGCCUAGUGAGACUGUCAGGUGUUCAGGCUGGCCUGGCUCUAUACUAGUGGCAAACAGAUUAUCACUUUAUGUUCAAGCCGGUUAAGGGUUACUUCUUAUUUCUUAAGUUAAUACACAUACAGUAAUAUUUUGCUGUUACUAAUUUUACCACAACUGCAACCAUUUUUGCAAGGAAUUGGCAGUAUAAAUUUGUUUAUAAAUUUUUAUAGAUUCUAUAUAAUUUUAGCAUAAAAAUGUUUCUAUAUUUUGUGUUACAUUCUAUGAAAAAUCCAUUCAAAAUUUUUGAGGACUAGACUGAAGUAGGAAUGUGUAGUCAUCAUACAAUAUUUUUAGAUGGCCUAUCUAAAACAAAAAAAGUAAUAAAAAAAAACAACAAAAAGGAAAAUAACAGAAAAUAUCAAUAUGCUUUUCUUGACAGUGAGAAAUUUUCUUACAUUAUUGAAAAUUAAUGAAAAGGACAUUAAUCAAUGCUCACAAUAUGUUACAGUAAGACUAGAGUUGUUGCCCUUUGAUUGUUAAAUUUUACAAUGGCACAAAGACCAUUGUGUUCUUUUGAUUACAAUUAAAAAUCAAAAGAACAACAAAAGUACAUUAACUGAUCUUUUUUUAUAUUUAACCAUCUUGCUAGUUUAGUUUAUUGUUUUUGACAUAAACGACAGAGAGGAGCAUUUAAACAUUAUUAUGUAUAUGUAUGUAUAUGUAAGAUAAAUCAUUACAUCCUUGGUUGUUAAUUAUAACAUUGUGUUUUAUUUACAGAAUUAUAAUUUUUGUUAACAAUUUUAUGCAAAUCAAAAUGGGAUCAUGUUUCAAUGAAAUAUAUCAUUAUACAUAA